This is a messenger RNA of Aspergillus ibericus CBS 121593, 3084 nucleotides long. Its product is annotated as mediator of RNA polymerase II transcription subunit 16. The transcript has 9 exons. The coding region runs from base 245 to 2980 and encodes 911 amino acids. Lineage: Eukaryota; Fungi; Ascomycota; Eurotiomycetes; Eurotiales; Aspergillaceae. Gene Ontology annotation, biological process: positive regulation of DNA-templated transcription. Gene Ontology annotation, cellular component: mediator complex. The record is from RefSeq and is a predicted model, not a curated record.
CCAUGAUCAUCCUCCCGGCCAAGGGUAGCGUUUGGUUCUGGGGUUUGAAAGCUAUGAGGGUUCUGUCUGCCAGGAACUGAGGCUUUUGGAUAUCUUUGGGUGCCUCUCUACAGCUAGCCCCCUCCCUUCCCCUGCAAUUGCCUUCCGGGGUGCAUUGUACCGAACUAUGAUGAUAUCUGAGUCUUGCGACCGCUUGCCCCCGACACUAUCUACUUCCAUAUAAUCAAAUCCCUUCCGCCCCAACAUGCCCUUAAUGAUGGACGAUAGUAUCAAUGUUGACGAUCUGUUCGGUGAGCCCACCUCGUUGGAGCUGGGCCUGCCACCAGCUGCUGCCACCACCACCAAAGGCCUUGCGCAGCGUCUGGAUGAAAUGCGCCUGCUGGGGUGCUGCCAGAAGAUCGCAUGGUCCAAGCUGGGGUGUAUUGCUUACAUAUCGCAAGACUCCAUGAGAGUGAAUGUGCGCCAUCUGCAAUGUCGCCCUUCCGAUGGCAAGUGGGUACUCAGUGAUGAGACCCCAUUGAUGUCUGCCACAGAAUCGCAGGGUGGACAUGGUCUCGCCCAUCUGAGUUGGAACGAAGCGGGCUCUGACCUGGCCGUGGUUGAUCUGUCCGGUCGCAUCUCCAUCUACCACAUUCCGUUCGCCCUCAACAGUGGUAACGGGCUGCGACAGCACGCGUUUGCCUCCGACGAUGGGGCUCAAAUUGUUGGCAUGAUGUGGCUCAACACCCAACGCUCAGUGCAUGCUUUCUACCAAGCCGCCAAAGUACAGGGUCGCUGGGCCUACUCGCCCUUUCGCCGCCGGCCAAUAGGCCCUUUUCACCCGGCAAACAAAGCAGCCUUACUCUGCAUCACCCGUUCCGGGUCCAUGAGGCUUCUGUAUCAGAACCCGGAUGGCAGAUGGGACGACAUAUCCACCGAUUUGAAAAACACAAGCUACUCAGAUCGGUUGCUGUCGCAUGCGGCUCUCGUUGCGACUCAGAACGGCAUCCUCGUUGCGACUUAUUCGGUGUGUCAGAAGAUUCGCUUCUACCGGGUGCAAAUCAACUGGAAUCCCCCUCAAUGGGACCCGGCGCAGCAGCCAAAGCAGAUGCAGAACCAGUUCCCGGUUCCCAGCUUCCGAUUCACACAUUCCAAGGUCGAGACGUCUUGUACUGUCCCGGGCACGAUAUCGGACGACCUGCAAGCAGUGUCGAACCCUUUGUAUAGUCUUAGCCGCCUGGAAAUUAUUCUUCCAGCCUCCGACAACGCUGUCGGAUCCACAGCAAACCCGUGGAUUGUUGCCAUUUUCUCAUCCACACCUCAGGCUACUCCAGAUCACCCGGCCCAACAAGGACCCGCGAGUAUUAUUGUCCGAUGGCAAUUGGACACCGCUGCCUUUACUCUGCACCCGAAGUUCGAUGAAAUCACAUCGAAAAGGAACAGCAUCCAGACAAAGCCUAGACCUGUACUGCGUCGACUGGAAGACAUCUAUUCCGAUCGAUACGUCAUCUCGGUGGACCAGAUGGAAUACGGCAACGUGCUUGCUGUCACGUAUGAUGAUAGUUCCGUGUCGUUUUAUGACCCGAAAGCCAUGGCAGUGUUCAAUGGGGUUGAUGAUGCGAACACGGUGACCAGCCUGGCUCAAGCAGGGUUCCACUAUGCCCCUGAUACCUCCGGUCAACACAUCAGUUUCUCACCGAGUGCAUGCGCUGCGGUCAUGCUAGACAGUGAUGGGCAGACACAUCUCCGGGUCAUGGAACACUCCUAUGGAGCUGAGAAUGGUCUCUACGAUGAAAACAAAUUUUCUGCAGCCAUUGCAUCACUCACAUUGGCUUUUUGUCGCGGGUGUGGAAGCGAAGUCAACACCGAUGAUAUACUAUUAAUUCUAAUACAGCAACUUACGCCGGAUGCCCAAAUAACGUUCAUCAACGAAGUUUACCGCGCGCUGCCAAUCAACUGCAACUUCACAGUUGAGCAGGAAAAGUUGAUGAACCACCCCUAUAUUCCCAAGUGUCUCAGUAUACAAGCUGCGUUGGGAUUUGCCGAUAGGUACAGACCACGAAGCUUUGCUUCUGCUGUCUCCUGGUCGAUUCUCCAGCUGCGCCACGCUUCAAUACUAUACCCAUUUUUCUUUCAGUACAACAAAGGGAUUCAGGCCGAGCCACAUGAUCCUGAUGUCCUCCGCAUGGUGCUCGGAAACACCAAGUGGGCACUGGAUUUCUCCCUCUAUAUCCUGAAUGAGCUUUUCGACCUGGCCGAUGAAUUCGAAAAUCUGUCUGCCGACCAAGAAGCGUUUAGCCAGAAAUUAAAAACCACAAACUCGGUGGCUCUCAUCGUCCUUUUGUCAAGCAUGUCCCGUGCUUUCUUGCGCUUCAUCUGCCGAGGCCUGCGAGGCAUCCACGCCGGAUACAACGCACCGCUAGCAGGCGACUCUCGUCUCCAGUAUGCAGAGAUCUGCCAAGCGCUAGAUACAUGCCCAGCGCGGAUCGACGUGUACGAAAAGUUCCUAGCUGGGGUCGAUUCCGCCGUUCGACACGCCUACCAUGGCGCCGGAUUCGGGGACGCCGAACGCCCCGGCCCCGAGAAAGAGCUCCUCGUCAACGCCCGCAUCCCCCCUGUCCUCGUCACCGCCGUCUCGACCAUCCUGCGCCAGACAGUCCCCGGCAUCCGAUCAGACGUGGACCGCAUGGCCAUCUACCUAGGCGACUACGGCUGGCUUGGCUUCGGCUCCGACCGCCGCUCCGAAUGGUACCGACGGACCCGAGAAGUGGACAUCAUCAAGAAAACUCCCAUCCGGAUGACGAUCUCACCGGACCCGGUCGCCAAAAUGAAACAGGGGAUCCUGCGACGGCGCUGUGUCCGCUGCUGCGGCGUGACCGAGGGGUCCUACCCGCCGCGCUCGGUGCUGGCCUUUCGCAUGAUCUUCAAGCUGGGCCAUUUGCGGUCGUGCAUCUGUGGGGGCAUGUGGACGGUGGAAUCGGGCGGGAAUGAGAAUAAAUGAGGGGUUGCUUCGGCCCUGGUGGUCGUUGAUGGGAGUUGAUACCAGUGGUGACUAUGAGUUAGAUCGUUUAGGUUGGUCUUGGAUAGCGGAGAUUACAAUCAACG